This is a messenger RNA of Ostertagia ostertagi, 501 nucleotides long. NCBI's taxonomy places the organism in Eukaryota, Metazoa, Nematoda, Chromadorea, Rhabditida, Trichostrongylidae. The record is from the annotation of a GenBank genome assembly.
AUGUUAACUACGUGUAAGGACGACGAGUACAAAUGUGCUUGCCUGGCAAUCGAAUGUCCUCGAGUAUUCAACUAUUCGAUCGCACUCAAAGAAGAAUGCUGGAUGAAGGAAUGCUUCAUUAGUAAACGUGCGCUUGAUCAAGAGACUUUGUUACAGGUCACUAUCGGCUACCUUGUCAUUCUACUCAUCGGCUUACUCGGCAACAUACUAGCUAUAUCCGUUCUACGAAAGCAUCCACUAAUGAAGACACAUAGCAGCAUCUAUAUAAUGAAUCUUGCUAUGGCCGAUCUUAUCACUCUAUGCGUUGGUUUACCAUUUGAAGUGAUCAUGAACUGGAGUCAAUAUCCGUGGCCUUUUCCGGACGUAUUUUGUAAUCUCAAAGCACUUAUCGCUGAAACCACCAACUACGUCUCGAUUAUAACAAUUCUACUGUUUUCGAUAGAGCGAUAUAUAGCCGUUUGUCAUCCAUUCCUUUUCGUGAAAAUCAAACCGCUACAACAA